AUGCAGAACAACAACCAGUCCGGCGGUCGAGGGCGCGGCAGGGGCGGGCGGGGCGGUCCUCGUGGUGGAGGAGGAGGGCGAGGCCGCGGCCGGGGAGGGGGAGGCGGCGGCCGCAGCUUCGGCAACGGGCCCAACAAGCGUCCCCGGUUCGACGGCGGCGAGGGCACCUCCUCCUCCUCCGGCGGCGCCUUCUUCUCGCCUCGCAUGCUCGAGAACCCGUGGGCCCACCUGCGUUGAGCCAACCCCGGCACCU
Molecule: messenger RNA, 253 nt
Organism: Rhodotorula graminis WP1
Lineage: Eukaryota; Fungi; Basidiomycota; Microbotryomycetes; Sporidiobolales; Sporidiobolaceae
Exons: 2
Source: RefSeq, a predicted model, not a curated record